Tremella mesenterica DSM 1558 is the source of this 2928-nucleotide messenger RNA. RefSeq lists its product as uncharacterized. NCBI's taxonomy places the organism in Eukaryota, Fungi, Basidiomycota, Tremellomycetes, Tremellales, Tremellaceae. The coding region runs from base 1 to 2928 and encodes 975 amino acids. The transcript is spliced from 4 exons. The record is from RefSeq and is a predicted model, not a curated record.
AUGCCGAACCCCUUCGACCCAAAAACAGAUAAAUCCAGUGUAAACCCUCCGAAGGGUUACAAAUUACACCCCGACCAUGUUCACUUCCAAAAGUAUCUUCAGCCACAACACCCCAUUUGGAAGAAUGAGAAAUCACUUCGUUCUUUUCAAGCUGAGAUAGGGUUCUACCUCCAGCCCUGGUGGCAUGCAGAGCCGAAGUAUCUUCCUCAGCUUGCUGAAAAGCUAGGACUUCGGGAAGCUACCCCGAAACAAAUGAAGGAAGAGGGUAUUCGGGCGAUUACUAGAGGGUCACGAUGUUAUUCGGCGGAUGAGUCGGCCACAAAGCCAAACUGUCAUGUCCAGUUUUGUGUUUCGGCUUUCAAUUACACACAUCCCGAAGUGAAAUGUGUCAAUGUACCUGAUGGUCGACCAGUGUUUCUCAACCGUUGGGACGAAGGAAAGUUUCGUGUCUGUGUGCACUGUUAUAACUCCACAAAGCCCCCUCUCACCUGCUCCCUCAAGGGCAAGCCGACCAAUUUCCUUGUCGAAGAGUCCUCCGAAAGUGAAAAACGACCGAAAAAGUCAUCACAAGGUCAGGACAAGCCUGAGGACAGCUCGGAUUCUGAUUCGGACUCAUCGGACUCUGAACAUUCACCACAUCCCUCCCCUCCGAAACCUCGCCGGCCAGCCACCACAACACGCUCCACAAGAGCUUCGGCUCCCAAGAAAUCGGUUUCUCCCCCCCCUCCCGAAAAAGGAAAAGGAAAGGGAAAAGAAAAAGCUCCCCCUGCAGCUUCCACGGCGAUUGGGUUCUCAAAUGCGCCACUGCAGCAACCGGUAGGACCGAAGGACAAGCGUAGGACUGCUAGGGGAGGCACUGUCGCAGCUGGGGAUGCUGCAAAACCCGGUCCGAAAUGGGUUGUCAGACCUUCUCCGAAACCUCUCACCGAAGCGCCUACGUCUGCUAGAGAGCAACCUCGUUCGGAGGGAGAAACAGAACUGUCUUCUCCAGCUGGUCCUAUUCUUGUUCAAGAUUCCAGCUUGGGUCAAGAUGAUGGGGAAGAAGGACCUCAACCGGAACCAUCUACAGCCCGAAAUGAGAGGCCACGAUUCCCUCCCCGCCCUCCAAAAUUUGCCGAUGUUGUUCCCGAAAAGGAACCCUCCGAAACCGCCCCCCCCGUUUUCUCUGCAGGUUUGCCAGCUGGGGUUUCUCCGAUACUUGUCCGAAGUAGUCCUGUUCAUCCUCCUGUGAACAAGCGUGCCCUGGAGGAUGUAGAAGAGUCCCAGGCCGAACCGAAACGGGCUCGUCCGUUCUCCAUUGAACAAGGUCCUCCCCAGCCCGAAAUGGAUCUUACCUCCGAAAAGGUGCCCACAAUGUCCCCUGUUGGUCCUGUUCCUUCUCCUGCCGUAUCUGUUCGACAACAGGCCGUUCCCUCUGCUCUAGACCCAUUUAUAGCACAAACACAAUCGGUUUUGGGUGUUACAUUGCAAGAAUCACCAACAAUCCCUUCGCCUCACCAAGCUAAAACGCUGGGUCGAUCAGGUGUGCAGAGUCUUCCUGGUCCAAACCCAUCAACCAAUGUUCCGAAACCCACGAUGGCUCCGAAGCCCAUAGUUCCUCCACUCUUUGCUUCCCAAUCGGCUCCCCCUCAGACUCCACCUCCCACUUCUCUCAUUCGUUCUCAUUCAGAAUUCGUUGGCUCUGGUCCCACAGCUUUGCCAGGUCAGAUACCCUCCAUUCCUGUCACUUCGGUCAAUGUGGUCAGUAAACUCCCUCAAAUGAACCCACCACUCCAGCCCGAAUUUCGGACCCAAAGGCCCACUGUCCCUUCCUUGGACCAGCCUGCACCCGAAAAGGUUGUCCCUUACAUCCCGGCUCCACCGUCUACCAUGCCCGAAGUUGAACAGUGUCUGCAUCGUAUGAGUGAGUUUCAAGAGACUCAGGCUCAGUUUGAGGAGCAAUUCUCUUCCCGAAUGGUUGCUCAAGUUUCCGAAAUGAUAGACUAUUACCGAGAAAUCAACCGAGGACGUCAUCAAGCCUUCUCCGAAAGUGUCACACAAUCACUUUCGGGUGUGAGAGCUAUCAAUGGGACAUGGAGUGAAUUCAAAGCGCGGUAUGACUCGGUGGUUUCUGAAAGAGAUGUGGCUCAAGGAGAGGUAAAGACACUGGACCGGCUGUACAAAGAGCAGAUUGAUAAGAAUGAGGAGAGAGAUCAUGCUGUUGCCCGAGUCACCGCCGAAAAGGACGCCGAAAUUGCUUCAAUCCGAAAGCAGUUGGAGGAGACACAGGAAGGGCUCAAGACUAUGAGCCAGAGGUUCGCUAGUGCAAUGGGGGAUAAGGAAAAGGAGGCUCAGGCUCGUCAGUUUGCUGAACAGCGGUGUUCAGAUCUGGCCAGACAGAUGGCUGAGAAGGAAAACACCGAAUUGGAAACUCUCCGAGCUCGUCUUUCGGAGGCUGAAGCUGCUAAGGGAGUAAUGCAACAGCAAAUCGACGAGGCAUUGCAGUUUGUGCAAAUUACCGCUGCCCUGCAAAAUGAGACUGAGAUGGAGAAUGUAGGGUUGAAGGAACUCAAAGCGCAGUUGGAGGGAGCAAAUGAGAAGUUACGGGCGGACCUUCAAGUGGAUCAAGAGGAGUGGGAAUCGGCCAACUACACCAUCAGGCAACUUGAGUCAGAACUCCAAGAGGCCAAACAAGAAAAGGCUCGGCAACAAUUCCGCUUUGACCUUAGGACCUCCCCUGCGAAGCCGAACGAGUACUCUGACCGAAGAAGAGCUCACAGUCUUGAUCUCCCUUCCACCAAGAUCACCGCUCGAAACUCCGAAAAUACCGCACCGAAUCCCGAAAAUGACCCUUCCAACUCCGAAAAUGUACUUUCUUCAGGACCAACACCUCAUGAUGCCAUUCCCACAAUCCCCACAAAUGCAGAUCUCCAUUCUUCUCAAGAUUAA